AUGGGCAAACUAUCCUUUGCCACGCCCCUCCCACAAUCAACACGCUCAGACGUCCUUGAAUGGAAAUUCCCCAAACCACACAACCACCUCAUCCUAACAGGUCGCUCCCGCGCAGCAUGGCACACAUCCUUCGUCAUCCCCCAGCUCAACCUCCUCCUCGACGCCGGCCUCUGCGUCAACAAGCAAAGACCGAAACACAUCUUUCUCACCCACGGACACGCAGACCACACCCUCCUCUCAUUUGCGUUUGUGAAAAGAGAAGACCCACCAGAUGUAUACUGCCCCGUGGAAAUGAGGCACAUCUUCGACAGCCACAUCCUCAGCACCACCAUGAUGAACCUAGGCGGUCUCAUUGGGGUGGACGACGCAGAAACCGAGGGCUACGAAAUUGAUAAAACCACAGGGGAAAAGGACGCAGACGGAAGAACACCCCAGGAAAGAGCAUUUCUCAACACCCACAUCACCCAUGGUGUUCGGCACGGCGACACCGUCUCCCUCAGACGUCUUAAAGGCAUAACAGCAACAGUGUUCAACUGCGACCACACAGUGCCCUGUGUAGGAUACGUCUUCUCAUCCUCGACGAACCGCCUGAAACUGGAGUACAAGAGCUUAUCGGGCACGGAACUGAAAGACCUGAGACAAAGCGGCGUGGAUAUUACAGAGACGCACUCCACGCCCAUGUUCGCCUUUCUGGGUGACACUACGAUCGCGACACUGGCUUCUGAGCCGUCUUGGUUGAAGGAAGGGAUACCGGUUGUCAUUACGGAGUGUAGUUUUUUGUAUGACGAGCACGCCACGCAGGCGGAUAGGACGAAACAUACGAAAUGGAGGGAUUUGGAGCCAGUCAUACGGAAGUGGCCUGCUACGACGUUUAUUUUGAUUCAUUUCAGUAUGAGGUAUUCGGAUAGACAGGUUGGCCAGUUUUUUGAGGGGUUAGAUGAUCCGCCGGAGAAUAUGGUUAUCUGGGCGGAUCCAGAGGACUGA
Molecule: messenger RNA, 984 nt
Organism: Pochonia chlamydosporia 170
Lineage: Eukaryota; Fungi; Ascomycota; Sordariomycetes; Hypocreales; Clavicipitaceae
Product: 3'-tRNA processing endoribonuclease
Exons: 1
Coding region: 1-984 (327 amino acids)
Source: RefSeq, a predicted model, not a curated record